Psammomys obesus (fat sand rat) is the source of this 3292-nucleotide messenger RNA. Its product is annotated as guanylate-binding protein 6-like. The coding region runs from base 547 to 1182 and encodes 211 amino acids. The transcript has 4 exons. NCBI's taxonomy places the organism in Eukaryota, Metazoa, Chordata, Mammalia, Rodentia, Muridae. Gene Ontology annotation, biological process: defense response to Gram-positive bacterium; defense response to protozoan. Gene Ontology annotation, molecular function: GTP binding; GTPase activity. The record is from RefSeq and is a predicted model, not a curated record.
UGACUACCCUUCAGUCUUCCAAAUGUGUGUCCCCAUCCUAUGCCAGAACCAAGUUCCCCAGAGGGCCACCUCCAGAUUUGCUUUAGAAAGAAAUAACCUGAUUAAGCUAUAUGCCUUAAAAUAGGACCAUGUUGGUUUUCUUUGUGGUGGGCAUUUUGUCUAAUUGUCUAACUUACUGUAAAGAGAGAAGCAGAAGGAAAUGUGGAAAAGAAAGAAGUCAAAGAAAGUGGGUAGGAAACCUCAGUGAAAUGACAGGUAUGAAGGGGAACCUGAGCGAGCCAGAACUCUGGGACAAGCAUUCACCCCUGAAAUCCCCACAGAACACACUGCCCUGCCCUCGUCCCAAAUAUUUGGGUGUUUGACCCAAUACAUGGAACAAGAAAAUAUCGCUGUUGUUUUAAUGGGCUGCUUGCGUCAUCGUGAUUUGAUAGAAGCUAAGGAAACCAGUCCAGGAUCACAAACAGGAAGCUGUGAUGCACAUGCCUUGAAGAACUACCAUUUGAGAUGCAGUUUGUACUGACAGCCUUUUGGGUUUGACAGGUUGCCAUGGCACCAGGGACCAUGGAGGCCCCCCUGUGUCUGAUAGAAAAUAAGAACAAGCAGUUCCUGGUGAAUCCAAGAGCCAUCCAUAUUCUUAAAGCUAUUUCUCAGCCUGUGGUGGUGGUGGCUAUUGUGGGAAUGUACCGCACAGGAAAAUCAUACCUGAUGAACUGCCUGGCGGGUCAGAACCACGGCUUCCCUCUAGGAGCCACAGUACAGUCUCAAACCAAGGGCAUCUGGAUGUGGUGUGUGCCUCACCCAACAAAGCCAAAUCACACCCUGAUCCUUCUAGACACUGAGGGUCUUGGAGAUGUGGAAAAGGGUGACCCUAAGAAUGAUGCCUGGAUCUUUGCCCUGGCCGUGCUUCUCAGUAGCACUUUUGUCUACAACAGCAUGAGCACCAUCAACAAUGAUUCCCUGGAGAAGCUGCAUUAUGUGACAAAACUCACAGAGCUCAUCAGAGCAAAGUCCUCCCCGAGAUCUGAUGGCAUAAAAGAUGCUGGAGAGUUUGUGAGUUUUUUUCCAGACUUUAUCUGGACUGUACGGGACUUCACCCUGGAACUGAAGUUGGAUGGCCACUGCAUCACAGAAGAUCAGUACCUGGAGAAUGCCCUGAAGCUGGUUCCAGGUAUCAGAGCCUAAACUGGGUACAGGGUAUGUUAGUAAGGGCUGUGGUCCACUGAGUCCUGACUGUCAUGUCUGGAGGAACUUGGGCCUUUGAGGCUAGACUGAAGUCCAUAGAAAUGGCAACUGGGAAUUGGGUAGAAAUGCAUAUGGUUACCUAAGCAAGGAUACUUAAAUUCAAGUUGUGCUUUACCCAUGAUGGACGUUAGUAUCAGACAGGAAAAGUGGGGAAGUUUUGAAGACCAAGCACGGCUGUCUGCCCCCUUGCCUUCCACUUUUGUUAAUGAAGACAAUUAGAGUCUGAUUAGUUAGACACAAAAUCUCAAUAAAAAGCUGCCUGUUGAAAUAAUCUGUUUAACAUACAAAUUCUAAUUUUUCCAAAGUAGCAAUACAACUUUCUAAAACUUGUAUUAGUAUAUUCUCCAUAAAUGAUCUUAUUUUUUAAGUAAACAUGAUGAAAACUGUCUCCUCAACCUAUGCCUUUUAGCUUUUCACUAUUUCUACAACCUAUCAAAACAGUAUUCUACCAUCUGCAUUGUGGCUUCCACCUCAACACAGUUUUUGUUAUCAUUUCAAGAAAUAAUCGCAGUGCGUUACAUCUGCACAGCUAUGUGACUGAUGAAAAUUUUAGAGAAACAGCAAUUCCCCUUCAUUUCUUUUCUUUUCCAUUCUUGCAUUUAGCAAACAUUUUCAAGCUAUUGUUUAAGGCCAAGCAGGACCAAUCACAUCAUUUUCUAUAAAGUCUUAAUCUCAGAGUUAAAAGAGAAGUGCAGCAUCUUCACAUUAGUCUUUAAAGUAGCAGCGACAUUCUAAGUAUUCUUCGGAUGUUUGCACUAUAAAAUAUCUUAAAAUGUUAAAACGCAUUUUGCUAACGUAGUGGUAUUGUCAUGAAUACUCUUUCCAACUUUCUCUCUUUUCAAAUUGUGCAUGAAAUCAAAAUAUGAUAGAUUUACAUUUCACUUUUUAAUCAAUAAGGCACUCAUUCAUUUAACCAUCUUAAGAACAAAACAAAACAAAACAACAACAACAAAACAUUUAUUGCCCCAAACUGCAUCCAGGCUUAAAAUGUUUUAAAACUAGCAUCAAUUUCAGUCUCAAAUAUCUGCAUAGAUAUGUCUUUGGUUCAAGGAUGACUUGCAAAGAAAUAUGGGUCAUCAAUUUUUUUUAAAUUCUUUAUUAAUUACACUUUAUUUACUUUGUAUUCCCCCUGUGGUUCCUUCCCUCCUCCAGUCCCAAUUCCUCCCCUGCUCCACCCUCUGCAUGCAUGCCCCUCUCCAAGUCCACUGAUAGGGGAGGACUUCUUUUCCUUCCUUCUGAUCCUAGUCAAUUAGGUCUCAUCAGGAGUGGCUGCAGUGUCUUCUUAUGUGGCCUGGUAAUGCUGCUUACCCAUCAGGGGGAGGUAAUUAAAGAGCAGGCCAAUCAUUUCAUGUCAGAGACAGUCCCUGUUCCUAUUACAAUGGAACCCACUUGGAUACUGAACUGCCAUGGGCUACAUCUGCGCAGGGCUCUUAGAUUAUUUCCAUGCAUAGUUCUUGGUUGGAGUAUUAGUCACAGGAAAGACCCCUGUGCUCAGAUUUUUUGGUUCUGUUGCUCUUCUUGUGGAGUUUCUGUCCUCUCCAGAUCUUACUGUUUCUCACUUCUUUCCUAAGAUUCCCUGCACUCUGCCCAAAGGUUGCCCAUAAGUCUCAGCAUCUGCAUUGAUAGUCUGCAGGACAGAACCUUUCAGAGGUCCUCUGUGUAAGGCUCCUGACUUGUUCCAUCUUUUCUCCUUCUUCUGAUGUUCAUCCUCUUUGCCUUUCUGGAUAGGAAUUGAACAUUUUAGCAAGAGUCCUCCCUCUUGAUUAGUUUCUUUAGGUGUACAGAUUUUAGUAGGUUUAUCCUAUAUUAUAUGUCUAUAUGAGUGAGUAUAUACCAUGUGUGUCUUUCUGCUUCUGGGAUAGCUCACUCAGGAUGAUCUUUUCCAGGUCCCACCAUUUACCUGCAAAUUUCAUGAUUUCCUUGUUUUUUAUUGUUGAGUAAUAUUAAUUGUGUAAAUAUACCACAAUUUCUGCAUCCAUUCUUCAGUUGAGGGGCAUCUGGAAUGUUUCCAGCUUCUGGCUAUUACAAAUAAAGCUGCUACAAACAUGGU